AUGGUCGCCUCCCAGAUGUUUAUCGGCACUGCAGCCACCCUCAUCGCCUCCUCGACUGCCUUCGUCGCACCGGUGGCCGUGCGAUCUGUUGCUAUUACUACUCCUUCUUCCUCGAGCCUCAUGAUGAGCGCCGGUUCGGACUACGUCGCAACUCUGCCCGGAGCUCCCUUCUCUGACGGAAAGCAAUCCUUUCCCUCGCGACUUAUGAAGUCGAUCAAGUUUAUUAAUAACGAGUAUCCAAUCCACGACGGAGAGAUUGGUAAUGGCCAGAUGAACUUUUCACGGUGUCAUAUCUGUGUGAGAUCUUACCCUCUGGGUCAAAUCGUCUCACCCGUUGCGGUCUUUGAUCACCGCUGUCCCAACGCCCUCGUGCCUCAGAUCUUCGACCCCCUGGGCCUAUCCGACGGUGCCGCCCCCGGCGACAUCAAGAAAUGGCGCGAGGCCGAGAUCAAGCACGGGCGUGUGGCCAUGCUUGCGUCUCUCGGUGUCAUUGUCGCAGAGCAAUCCUUUCCCUCGCGACUUAUGAAGUCGAUCAAGUUUAUUAAUAACGAGUAUCCAAUCCACGACGGAGAGAUUGGUAAUGGCCAGAUGAACUUUUCACGGUGUCAUAUCUGUGUGAGAUCUUACCCUCUGGGUCAAAUCGUCUCACCCGUUGCGGUCUUUGAUCACCGCUGUCCCAACGCCCUCGUGCCUCAGAUCUUCGACCCCCUGGGCCUAUCCGACGGUGCCGCCCCCGGCGACAUCAAGAAAUGGCGCGAGGCCGAGAUCAAGCACGGGCGUGUGGCCAUGCUUGCGUCUCUCGGUGUCAUUGUCGCAGAGCAAUACCACCCUUUCUUCAUGGGCCCCGACUAUAUUGGCCCCGCCGUGGACCACUUCCAGGAGAUCAGCGCCCAAUUCCCUGAGUUCUGGGCCUUCUCCCUCCUGGGCAUGGCCUUCAUCGAGUACAACACCAUCAUGACCGCCUUCGACACCCCCAGCGCUGUCACCGGCGAGGGCGGCCUGAAGGAGGACUACAUGCCAGGAGACCUCGGCUUCGACCCCCUCAACCUCAAGCCCGACGACGAGGCGGCUCUGGACGUGAUGAAGACCAAGGAGCUGAACAACGGCCGUUUGGCCAUGAUCGGCAUCGCCGGCAUGUUGGCGCAGGAGCUGGUCAACCCGGCCGACAUCCUCGGCUAGAAUGUUUGACUUUGUCGACGGU
Molecule: messenger RNA, 1201 nt
Organism: Ectocarpus sp. CCAP 1310/34
Lineage: Eukaryota; Phaeophyceae; Ectocarpales; Ectocarpaceae
Source: the annotation of a GenBank genome assembly